AUGACCCCUCAAGUCGACAAUCCACUCCUCCCACCCGGCGCCCUCAUCCUCGUCACAGCUGGAAACGGCUACCUCGGUUCCCAUAUCGUUGACCAAUGUCUCGCAUACGGCUACUCUGUGCGCACCACCGUGCGCUCCCUCGAACGAAGCGCCUGGAUGAAACGAGACUUUACAAAGCGCCAUCCCAAUGCUCAUCUCGAUGUCGUCGAGGUGCAUGACCUCAGCCAGCUAGGAUGCUACGAUGCAGCGCUAAAAGGGGUAUCGGCCAUGAUCCACACGCCUGGUUUCACAAACAUGUCUGAUCCAGAUAUGGUUGGUAACACGGUCAAGUUGAACUUGGUCGCUUUGAAAGCUGUUCAUGAGGCGAAUAAGAAAGGGGAGAAGAUUCGGAGAUUUGUUCUGACGGGUUCGAGUUGGGCUGUCAAGUAUCCGAAACCGAAUGUCCACUGCGAUAUCGCUGAAGGAGACUACGACGAGUCGAUCGCGAAGGCGCUGUCGAACCCCGACACGCCGAAGGACUUCUGGCCGCUCAUGGGAUAUGUGCAGAGUAAGAUUGCUGGAGAGCAGGCUUGCUGGAAGUACGUAAGGGAGAACCCGGACUGCGGGUUUGUGCUGAACACUGUUAUUCCUGCGACCUGCAUGGGGCCAGUCAUUGCGCCUACAGAACAACAGUACUCUUCGACUGCUGGCUUUGUUCGCUCGCUGCAUGAGUGCAAGAACCAGGAGCUAUUCGACGUCAUCGAGCCACAGUGGUACGUUGACGUGCGCGAUCAGGCGCGUCUACAUGUUGCAGGAGCUGUGCUCCACGGUGUGGAGAACCGGCGCAUGUUUGGUUGGGCGGGGCCGUACACAUGGAUUGGGGUUGCGGAUGUGCUUGAGGAAGAGAUGGGAAAGAGGACGACGAUCCGAUUAGCGGACAAGGGCAAUGAUAUAUCGAAGGUGCUAGCAAAGGACAAGGCGGAGGGCUACUUGAAGAGGCUGGGACAAUCGGACUGGGUGCCGUUCCACCAGUCUGUGAGGGAGUGCAUCCGCAGCUAUUACCCAAAGGCAUGA
Molecule: messenger RNA, 1053 nt
Organism: Didymosphaeria variabile
Lineage: Eukaryota; Fungi; Ascomycota; Dothideomycetes; Pleosporales; Didymosphaeriaceae
Exons: 1
Coding region: 1-1053 (350 amino acids)
Molecular function (GO): oxidoreductase activity, acting on the CH-OH group of donors, NAD or NADP as acceptor
Source: RefSeq, a predicted model, not a curated record